Funneliformis mosseae is the source of this 407-nucleotide messenger RNA. Lineage: Eukaryota; Fungi; Glomeromycota; Glomeromycetes; Glomerales; Glomeraceae. The record is from the annotation of a GenBank genome assembly.
AACCAAAUGCACUAUUUAAGGACGAAAGUAGAAAUAAUUUGCAAGAACAAGACCACGUCGAUGAUGAACGUGAGCGGAAACGACAAUCCACGAAAGCGAUAGAUAAUUCUGAAGAAGAUUCAAGAAUUCAAAACGAUUCUAUAUCGCAUAAUUAUGACGAUCCUCUUAAUACUCCACUAUUUUUAAGAAAUAUAGAGGAACUUGGUAAUUGGCGAAAACCUAAAGUUAAACUUAGAAAAUAUAAUAAUGAUACAACUUAUUGGUAUUCAGAGCCUAUUCGGUCUGGUUCGGAUGACAAUCGCGUUCUUGAAAUUCAACGUCAAAAAUUCGAUAUUUGGAUAAGUAAUUCAACUUAUAGUUUUAAUCAUGUCGCUGAUUAUAUAUUCUUAGAUGUGAUUUAUGAAUCC